CCGAAACAAGGGGAACAGUUUUUCACAGGAGGACAUAAUUUCGCACAGGACCGGAAGUCCUCUCAGUCAUAACACCAGUCGCUCACUUUGGUCAACAUGGCUGCACCAAAAAUAGACAAUAGCAAGUAUUUUGUAAGAGAAAUUGAAAAGAAUGACGGAUGCGUCUUAAGAAUGAAACAGUGCUACAUAGGGGACGUUGGUUGUGUCGUCUGGGAUGCAGCCAUUGUUCUCGCUAAAUAUUUAGAAACUAAAACGUUUUAUGACCCGUCGGCAGGAGUCAACAUGUGGUGUGGCAGGACUGUGGUGGAAUUAGGUGCUGGGACAGGAGUAGUUGGUCUGAUGGCAGCAACACUCGGUGCUCAUGUCAUAGUAACAGACCUGGAAGAUUUGCAGUCCCUCCUGAAUGUGAAUAUUCAGGAAAACCAGACACUCAUUCAGAGUGGGUCCAUAUCUGCCAAGGUACUGAAAUGGGGUGAAGAUGUGUCUGAACUAUUGCCUCCUCCACAUUACAUUAUCAUGGCAGAUUGCAUAUAUUAUGAGCAGUCCAUAGGACCACUGGUGGAGACACUGAAGCAGCUUUCUGGACCAGAGACCUCCAUUAUCUGCUGCUAUGAGCAACGCACCGAGGGCGUUAAUCCAGAAGUGGAAAAUAAGUUUUUUGAGUUGCUGCAACGAAAUUUCACCCGUGAAACAAUCCCUUCUGACAAACAGGACCCAGAGUUCAGCAGUCCCGACAUCCAUAUUCUGCACAUUCGAAGAAAAGACUGAUCUUAUAGCAUGCAAUUUGUUUUUCUACUAAGAUUUAUAUCAUUGUGAGAAAGAUUUCAGACUGUGGCAUUUACAAAAAUCUUAAAUAAUCAUUUGUAUUUCUUAAAAAUACUUUACAUUUCAAAACGGGAAGUUUUUAGGGUAUAAAACUAAAAUUCUCUGGAACACUUAUCUCAGCCUCUUCUCGAUUACUCACUUGCUGGCAACAGGAAGAGGAAGUUAGUAAAACAGACCCUUACCCAUUAUGAACACUGGGGGGCGACAAAUACUCAACUCCAUGAACCAAGAUUAUGUAGUGUAAAACUUUGUGUUCACUUAAAUAUAAACAGUUUCCUUCAUCUGCACAUAAAUAAUUUCAUUAAUAUGCUGCAUUAAGUAAGUAAAAAACUUACAAUUAAACCAUUUAAGGUUAAAUUGCAUGGUUUUGUAAAGAAAAGUGAACACUACUGGGUUUUGCCCCCAUAUGAGGAAUUUUAUUCAGAGCUCCAGAUUAAGAAGAUUAUAGCUCUUAUUCAACCAUGAAGCAUGCCCACCACGCUCUCACAGACACAGAGGGCCUCUGACAGCAUUUCUUGCUUUGUUUACACAGUAGGAACUGUAGCAUAAAGAGCAUGGGUGGCCUUUAGUACUCUGGCUAAAUGAAACAAUGCAGAUGGUCAAGGGAAGUUUAAAAGUCUGAUAAAAUACAUUAAUUGCUUUGUAAAAAAAAAAAAAUUACAGCCUUGCUUGAGACACAGUUAAAAUGAAUUGGUUUUAUCAGUAAGAAGGCAAAUUUUUAGUAAGUUUAAGUAAUUCAGUCCAAACAAUGAAACGGGUAUAGAUUCUUUACACCUAAUUUAUUCCAAGCAUGUUCUGUUAAUUUUCUAUGUUUAAUUUUUUUUUUUUUUACAGCUAAUCUAAAUUUAAAGUUCAGUUCCUCUGAAAAUUACAGUAUUAUCUUAGACCAAUUAACACACAAUUGAUUUACUGUGAUUUAUGCAACCAAUGGAAAGACUGCUGACUUGACUGCUGCAGACAGUUAUUGACAGGCUUUACAACAGAGGUAAGCUUCCAAUUCAAUGAAAAGUUGAGUAGAAGGAAAAUGCAUUUCUGAACAUAGUAAACAACUUAUGGGCAUCUCCUACAAACAAGACUGGAGUCAAUGUUUCAGUUGAUAAACUAAGAAGAAGAAGAACUGGACUGC
Poecilia latipinna (sailfin molly) is the source of this 1951-nucleotide messenger RNA. RefSeq names its product valosin containing protein lysine (K) methyltransferase (gene vcpkmt). The transcript is spliced from 5 exons. Gene Ontology annotation, biological process: peptidyl-lysine trimethylation. The record is from RefSeq and is a predicted model, not a curated record. NCBI's taxonomy places the organism in Eukaryota, Metazoa, Chordata, Actinopteri, Cyprinodontiformes, Poeciliidae. Gene Ontology annotation, cellular component: cytosol; protein-containing complex. The coding region runs from base 97 to 768 and encodes 223 amino acids.